Ixodes scapularis (black-legged tick) is the source of this 528-nucleotide messenger RNA. RefSeq lists its product as uncharacterized. The record is from RefSeq and is a predicted model, not a curated record. Lineage: Eukaryota; Metazoa; Arthropoda; Arachnida; Ixodida; Ixodidae. The transcript is spliced from 4 exons. The coding region runs from base 1 to 528 and encodes 175 amino acids.
AUGUCUGGGCAGCUGCCGAACAAGACGCUUUUAUGUACUUUUGGAAUUCAGUCUACCUAUUGGAUAAAGGGGCCCCAGGAAGGCCUUUGCGACAUAAUUAUUUUGGAUUGCUUCUACAACCUCAGGACAGCCACCUUCCUUGACCGCAGAGAACAAGCUAUGGAGUGGUUUUUGGGCUUUGUUCGCAAGGACAGCGGAUCCACCCAAUUCGGAUUAGGAAUUCACCACAGCAAUGCCCUUCAAGCUUACAACGACCUCAACGUCGCCGUUGGUAUGAACACGUUUAGAGACUUCUGGAACCUGAACAUCCGACAUUACUGUCUUCUCACAUUUCAAGUACACGACGCUUUUAUAACCAACAGAAGCACCGUCCAGGGCUACGACAAACUUUUGAAGAGACUGAGAGAGCUCCAGGAAGUGAACAGAGCCGGGGCCGUUGACAAGUUUGGAUAUGUCAUUCUUGCAGUCGGCCUUCUUGCUCCAAGGAGAGGCAACGCCUACAACUACCUGAAAGAGUUGCUCCAGUAG